AUGCUGUUCAACAAGCCAGUGUUCCGGUGGAUCCACCAGAUGAUGGAGAAGAUGGGCACCGACAUCGCCUGCGUCCGCCUUGGCGGUGUCCACGUCGUCGCCGUCACCUGCCCCAGCAUCGCCCGCGAGGUGCUCAGGAAGCAGGACGCCAACUUCGCCUCCCGCCCGCUCACCUUCGCCUCCUCCGCCUUCAGCGGCGGGUACAAGAACGCCGUGCUCUCGCCGUUCGGCGACCAGUGGAAGAAGAUGCGCCGCGUGCUCACCUCGGAGAUCGUCUGCCCGUCCCGGCACCGGUGGCUCCACGACCGCCGCGCUGGUGAGGCCGACAACCUCACCCGCUACGUCUAUGCCCUCACCAUGGGAUCCGCGUCCGCGUCGGGCGUGGACGUGAGGCACGUGGCGAGGCACUACUGCGGCAACGUCAUCCGCUCGCUAGUCUUCGGCCGGCGGUACUUCGGCGAGCCUCAGCCGAACGGCGGCCCGGGCCCGAUGGAGGUGGAGCACAUGGACGCGGUGUUCAGGUCCAUGGGGCUCCUCUUUGCGUUCUGCAUUUCCGACUACCUUCCCUGGCUGCGCGGCCUGGACCUCGACGGCCAGGAGAAGAUGGUCAAGGAGGCAAACGCGACGGUGAACCGGCUCCACGACACGGUCAUCGACGAGCGGUGGAGGCAGUGGAAGUCCGGCGAGAGGAGGGAGCUCGACGACUUCCUCGACGUGCUGAUCACGCUGGAGGACGCUGAGGGGAAGCCGCUGCUCGCCAUCGAGGAGGUCAAAGACAUAACAUUUGCCGCCGUUGACAACCCGUCGAAUGCGGUGGAGUGGGCGUUGGCGGAGAUGGCGAACGCGCCAGAGGUGAUGGCGAAGGCGAUGGAGGAGAUGGACCGGGUGGUGGGCCGGGAGCGGCUCGUGCAGGAAUCAGACAUUCCGCAUCUCAACUAUGCCAAGGCGUGCAUUCGUGAGGCAUUUCGGCUGCACCCGGUCGCCCCCUUCAAUGUGCCACAUGUUGCCCUAGCCGACACCACAGUCGCCGGUUACCGCGUGCCCAAGGGCAGCCAUGUCAUCCUCAGCCGAUCUGGGCUUGGCCGAAACCCAACCAUCUGGGACGAGCCGCUCUGCUUCAAGCCAGAGCGCCACAUUAAUAUGGAUGAUGGCGGCAAUGUGGUGCUCACGGAGAACGAGUUGCGGUUCAUCUCCUUCAGCACUGGCCGCCGCGGAUGCAUCGCAUCGUCGCUUGGGACAGCCACGUGUGUGAUGCUCUUUGGACGGCUACUACAGGGAUUCACUUGGAGCAAACCGCCAGGGUUGUCGGCCAUUGAUCUCAGCGAAUCAGAGCACGACUUAUUCAUGGCCAAGCCGUUGGUGCUACAUGCCGAGCCACGCCUGCCGAUGCAUCUCUACUCUGCCACCGACAUCUAA
This is a messenger RNA of Triticum turgidum subsp. durum (durum wheat), 1416 nucleotides long. The record is from the annotation of a GenBank genome assembly. Lineage: Eukaryota; Viridiplantae; Streptophyta; Magnoliopsida; Poales; Poaceae.